GAUAUAUUCUUCCAGCAGGACGUCAUGACAGCCACCAAAAACCAUGGUAUUGAUAUGGUACUCAAUUCUUUAUCCAGGAAACUCCUGCUGGCCUCAUGGAGUCAUAUUACUGAGUUUGAGACCAUGGUUAAGAUCAGUAAACACAAUUUCUACCAGCACGCAAUGCUCUUUAUGGAGACGUUCGAAGCCAAUCAAAUAUUUAUUAGACUGGAUCUCUGGCAGUUAUCUUAA
This is a messenger RNA of Aspergillus eucalypticola CBS 122712, 231 nucleotides long. RefSeq lists its product as uncharacterized. The transcript has a single exon. NCBI's taxonomy places the organism in Eukaryota, Fungi, Ascomycota, Eurotiomycetes, Eurotiales, Aspergillaceae. The annotation marks the transcript as partial. The record is from RefSeq and is a predicted model, not a curated record.